AUGGUUGUAGGAAAACAAAUGGGAAAACGAGUAUUAAUUGACUGGAAAGGUUUAAAUGGUUUCUCAAAACUAUUGAUCAAAACGUUUGAUUCAUUGAAGAGCAGCGCAAAUACAAGACUCAUGUCGUCCACUGUUUUAGCCGAUUGUGUGUCUCAUUUGGACCCAAAACAGGUGCAACUUCUGGAGGAGGAAUGUAUUGUCGUCGAUGAGAAUGACGUGCCUUUGGGGGCGAAGACCAAAAAAGAUUGUCAUUUAAUGACAAACAUAGACAAGGGUUUAAUUCAUCGGGCAUUCAGUGUAAUGCUGUUCAACAGUUCCGGUGAACUCUUGUUAACCCAGAGAUCUGACGCCAAAAUCACAUUUCCCUCAUUCUUCACGAAUACGUGUUGUAGUCAUCCGUUGUAUAACGAGUUGGAAAGGGAUGAGACAAAUGGCAUCGGAGUUAAGAGAGCCGCUCAACGAAGACUACACACCGAACUCGGCAUCGAUUCCCUUAAGAUUCCGCUCCAAGACAUCAAAUACAUGACUCGUUUCCUAUACAGAGCGCCUUCGGGUGGCCUUUGGGGCGAACAUGAGAUCGAUUACGCUUUGGUCAUCCAAAAGGAUGUGGACCUCAAUCCCGAUCCAAAUGAAGUCAAAGAAUCUCAUCUCCUUUUUGAGUCCGUUUUGAAUCAACAUGAGAUCGAUUACGCUUUGGUCAUCCAAAAGGAUGUGGACCUCAAUCCCGAUCCAAAUGAAGUCAAGUUUUAUCAAUUCGUCUCCAAAGAGAAUCUCAUCUCCUUUUUGAAGAGUGAAGAAUUAAAGGGCAAUCGAGUGACGCCAUGUAGCUGA
Medioppia subpectinata is the source of this 831-nucleotide messenger RNA. The record is from the annotation of a GenBank genome assembly. Lineage: Eukaryota; Metazoa; Arthropoda; Arachnida; Sarcoptiformes; Oppiidae.